Molecule: messenger RNA, 2459 nt
Organism: Scatophagus argus
Lineage: Eukaryota; Metazoa; Chordata; Actinopteri; Scatophagidae
Gene: pdk2a
Product: pyruvate dehydrogenase kinase 2a
Exons: 11
Coding region: 96-1322 (408 amino acids)
Biological process (GO): protein phosphorylation; regulation of glucose metabolic process
Cellular component (GO): mitochondrion
Molecular function (GO): pyruvate dehydrogenase (acetyl-transferring) kinase activity
Source: RefSeq, a predicted model, not a curated record
UUGCCACCUCCUGUUUUCAUUGGACGGCAUGAUAGCAGUUCGGUCAGUUGGAGAAGUAGCAAAGCUUCGGACGGUGUGGUUCAUCAUAAGCAAUAAUGAAAUUCGUUAGGUUUAUAAUGAAAAACGCCUCCUUGGCCAGUGUGCCCAAACACAUCGAACAUUUUUCUAAAUUUUCUCCUUCUCCGCUCUCCAUGAAGCAAUUCCUCGAUUUCGGUUCCAUCAAUGCCUGUGAGAAGACCUCCUUUGUCUUUUUGAGGCAGGAGCUGCCUGUGAGACUCUCAAACAUUAUGAAAGAAAUUAACUUGUUACCCGACAAACUGCUCACAACCCCAUCUGUGAAAAUGGUGCAGAGCUGGUACAUCCAGAGUUUGAUGGAGAUCCUAGAAUUCCUGGACAAGAAUCCUGAUGACUACAAAGUCCUGGGAGAAUUUGUCGAUGCCUUAGUUACCAUCAGAAACAGGCACAAUGAUGUCGUGCCGACUAUGGCCCAAGGAAUCAUAGAAUACAAAGAGGCUUUCCCCCAGGACCCGGUAACCAACCAGAACAUCCAGUACUUUUUGGACCGUUUCUACAUGAGCCGCAUUUCUAUCCGCAUGUUAAUCAACCAGCACACUCUUAUUUUCGACGGUACUGCCAACCCUGUCCACCCAAACACCAUUGGGAGCAUUGACCCUCACUGUCAAGUGGGAGAUGUAGUCCAGGAUGCCUUCCACAGUGCCAAGAUGCUGUGUGAUCAGUACUAUCUCCGCUCCCCUGAUCUGACACUACAGGAGAUGAGCAACAAGAAGAACCUUCCAAUCAGCAUCGUGUACGUGCCCUCCCACCUGUAUCACAUGCUGUUCGAGCUCUUUAAGAAUGCCAUGAGGGCCACCAUUGAGACCCACGAGAACAGCAACGACCUCCCGCCCAUUCAGGUCCGGGUGUCUCUUGGAGGCGAGGACUUGUCGAUCAAGGUGAGCGACAGGGGUGGUGGCGUCCCCUUCCGAAGGAUCGAGAACCUUUUCAGCUACAUGUACUCCACCGCUCCUGCUCCACAGAUAGGCGAGCACACACGGCCUCCGCUGGCUGGCUUCGGCUACGGUCUGCCCAUCUCUCGUCUCUAUGCUAAGUACUUCCAGGGGGACCUGCAGCUCUACUCCAUGGAGGGCCACGGCACUGACGCUGUCAUCUACUUGAAGGCGCUGUCCACAGACUCCAUCGAGAGGCUGCCGGUGUACAACAAAACUGCUCUGAAGAACUACAAAGUGAGCCAAGAGGCUGACGACUGGUGUAUACCCAGCAAAGAGCCCCUCGAUCUGAGCAACUUUAAGGUGGCCAAGUGAAAAUGUCCUCCAGGACUGGUGCUUCGCGCCCUACGUACUGUGACUCCUUCAGCAUUUCUGUGUUCAUAUUGUCAUGUCCUCAUCUGUCCAGGCAGAUGUGGACGCCUUUCACAUGAGGGUCAUCUGCAGACUGAAGCAAAGGUUCUUCUCAUAUUUCAGCCUGGUUUUAGCAGUAGCAUGUGGUGUCCAGUCCCUGUUGUCCUUUUGGGUUCUUCAUACAGACAGUACUUGUCGCAAAUACCUCUGAGACGGCAACAGGAAGCGUAAGUGAACACAAGCAGGUGGAGACAGGGUGCAGCACCCAGCAUGUUGUGGGUGUGAUGUUGUGUCUAAAAAGAAAAUGUGAGGAUGUGAGUGGACUGCUGCAAAGCAACAGAAAGGUUACCACAGCAGGUGUAUGGGGAGGGGAACAAUUCAGAGGACCAGGUCGCAUCUGGUGUAGGGAAUGUCACCCAGGCCUUACAGUAGCAACUUCACCCAAAGGCUCAUGUCACGGAAGUACUUGAACUAUUUAAAAUAAUACUUAUGUUGCACCUUGUUAAGCUGUAAGUACUGUAGUACUGAUCUGAACAAAUGUAUGACUUUUGUGCCGAGUGGUGUUGUGCAUGGAUAUCCGUUUGAGCUCUUGACUUUUGAGCCGCUCGGCGUUCGCUCUGACUGAUAAGAUACAGAGAUAUCUUAACAUGGGUUUUCUGGACCAGGCUGGUCGUCCUCCACUCUUUCCUGUGCAUUCAUAUUGAUAGAAACUGCAACAGUGCGGGGCCCAAGUUCUUUGUGAUGUUUUCCAGCCAGCCAGCAGAGCAUCAGCCACGCUUCUUUGGAGGUUUAAUGCUUUUAGCUCAGUGAGUUCAGUGGAGACUGGGGUUGUUAAACCCCAAAGGCAGCCCAUGUCACGUUUGAAUUCUCCAGCAGUCUGUGUGAUCCAUUAAGGCUCAGAUGUUACACUGUGCCAUACUAGGAAAAGAUGCCCUGGGUCCAUAUGUGUUGAAAAACACAGUUUUCUUUUGUAAUAUUAAAUUUAUCUUCAUCAUAGGGUAAUAUGAAAGGCUAUUUUUAUAGCUACACUUUUUGAGACUGAAGCUAAUGUACAUACUGUAAAUACAAUCUAAAUAAUAAAAAAGAUCAACUUCAGCACAA